AAUUCAGACCUAAAAAUACGCCAUACAAUUUUCAGAAUCUUUUUAUUGAAAAUUAUUUUUAAAAAAUUUAAAUUUAAAUUUAAAUUUUCAUUUUCAUCUUCCCUCUUUUUUAUUUUCAUCACUGGAGGGAAAACCAGUAAACUUUAACACUUCAAAACCAAACUUAAAAACAAAUACAUAAACAAUUUUUUUCUCUAUUCUUCCCUGAUUAAGAGAGUAAAUUAAUUUGGGGUUUUUGUUUCUGUUUAUCUAGAAAUCACCCUUAGAAGUUUUUUUUUUUUGUGGGUUUCUUAUUUUCUGUAGGUUGAUCCGAGCAGCUUCAAAAGAGUUCAGUCCAAAGCAUCUUGUCUUUGGCAAUGCAGACCAAGAAGAGAAUUUCUUCAAGGAGUUCCCCCCGAGAGCCUUCAACUAGAACACUGAGAUCUCAGAAGAGGACAUCUGAAAAUGUUCAGGUUGUCGAGAAGAAAUCUGCAGAGUUCAUUACUUCAUCUGCUAGAAAAUCAUCUAAAGGUACGGCUGCAACAAAGAGAGAUGUAAAUUCUACCGACACAAACUUGACCCCUACGUACAACUUGCUGCAAGAUGAUGUUUCCAAUGUGUCUUUGGAUUCUGAUGCAGUUAUUAACGCUUCUAUAGUCCUGAAGGAGCGUAAUGAGGAAACUGCUCAUUGUAAUUCUGGAACUAUCUUCUCACCAUCAUUUCAUUUGUCAAAAGGUGCAGGAGAAGGCAUCCCAGAUGCAGAUGCAGAUACGAAAGAAGUUUGCAUGUCUUCGGAAGUCUCAGCAAUCUAUCUUGCUAUGAAGAACUCAAAGCUUGAAUGUUUAGAUGAGUACGAACAAGAUUCCAUGAUGGUCGAUUCGUCUGUGGAGGAAGAGGAGAGAUACGAGGAAUAUGAUGAUUUUGAUCCAUACUUCUUCAUAAAGAACUUACCUGAAUUGUCAACAGUAGUUCCAACAUUUCGCCGACAUCUGCUACCUAAACAAACACGGAGAUGCCCACCAACUACUCUUGUAUUGGACCUCGAUGAGACCUUAGUUCACUCCAGUUUAGAACCUUGUAACGAUGCAGACUUCACAUUUACCGUAAACUUCAACUGUAGUGAUCAUACAGUAUAUGUCCGAUGCCGCCCCUACCUUCUAGAUUUCAUGGAAAGGGUAGCCAGUCUUUUUGAGAUAAUUAUAUUUACUGCAAGCCAAAGCAUUUAUGCUGAGCAGCUACUCAACGUGUUAGAUCCAAAGAGGAGGGUGUUUCGUCAUCGUGUAUACCGUGAAUCAUGCGUUUAUGUGGAUGGAAACUACUUGAAAGAUUUGACUAUUCUUGGUCGUGAUUUGUCACGUGUUAUCAUCAUUGACAACUCCCCGCAGGCAUUUGGGUUUCAAGUGGACAAUGGGAUUCCCAUAGAAAGUUGGUUCGAUGACCGUUCAGAUCAAGAACUACUAUUGUUACUUCCAUUUCUCGAGAGCUUGGUUGGUGUGGAAGAUGUCCGACCAUUAAUUGCCCAAAAGUUCAACCUGAAACAGAGAAUAGCUGCAGCUGUUUACCCAUCAUCAAACUCGAAUAGAGGGGAUCCUUAUGAGAGGCAUUCAGCCAUUCAGGAAAUCUGUGGUUUGCAACUUUGCAUCCUCUACCACAAAAUUUUGCCCGCUAUUUUGCCUUUUAUUAUUUUCCUUCCAGGCCUGUUAGGAAAGCCUCUUCAUUCACCGUACAAGAAUAUAUACACCCAUCAGAUUGAAUCCCCAUCUUCACAUUUCUUAUUCAUCUCCUUUCUCUCACUUUCCCUUCAUUUUCAAGCUCCCACUUCUACAAUUUUCGAUAUUGCCAAGAUGGAAACCAAUCACGAUGAAACGAGAAGAGAUACGCAACAAGAAUUAAAGCAUCUGGGUUUUGUAAGAGUUGCUGCUGUUAACACAAUCAUGUGUUUAUCAAAUCUGUAUGAUUAUGCUAAGCAAAAUUCUGGGCCGUUGAGAUCAGCGGUUGGAACUGUUGAAGGUGCAGUUACUACUGUGGUCACCCCUGUAUACAAUAAAUUCAAACAUGUCCCCGAUCAUCUUCUCGUUUUUCUUGAUGACCAGGUUGGUGUGGCGCAUGCCAAAUUUGAUGAGCACGCCCCUCCAUUGGCAAAGCAGGUAGCAACCAAAGUUCAUUCCGUGAUCGAUCAAACAGCCCAAUUAGCUAAAGAGGUCAUUCAUCAAGCCCAAGUUGGUGGUCCAUUAGCAGCAGCCCAAUAUGCAGCCAAUGAAUCAAAGGAGGUUGUUCUUAAACAGUCGGUUAAAGUCUGGUCAAAGCUCGAUGAAUUAGCACCCUUCCACAUUGUGGCUGAGAUGACAGUUCCCACAGCCGCACAUUGGUCCGAGAAGUACAACAAAGUGGUGUCAGACAUGCGAGGUAAGGGGCAUAUGGUUUUCAACUACGUUCCACUUGUACCAAUCGAAGAAAUCUCCAAGGCGUUCAAGCAAGUCAAGGGUGGUAAUGAAGGCGAUGCUCCUGAUUCACCAACAGGUGAAGAAUCCGCGUCACAGUAAGUUUGAUGUAGUACUGUAGUUGGGAAUGUGAUUUCUUAAUCUAGUUGUUUUGUUUUAGAGUUGUGGUUUGCAAAUUAUGGAACUGGUGAAUUUGUGCAAUGUAUUGUUGGAGCAAUGUAACAGCUGUGUAUAUGAAGAUUCAAUAUGCUUAAUAAUAUGUGUGAAAGCUUUGCUCCGGUUCUAA
This is a messenger RNA of Amaranthus tricolor (Joseph's coat), 2706 nucleotides long. RefSeq lists its product as uncharacterized. The transcript is spliced from 11 exons. Bases 357 to 2522 code for a protein of 721 amino acids. Gene Ontology annotation, molecular function: phosphatase activity. The record is from RefSeq and is a predicted model, not a curated record. Lineage: Eukaryota; Viridiplantae; Streptophyta; Magnoliopsida; Caryophyllales; Amaranthaceae.